Molecule: messenger RNA, 1628 nt
Organism: Pomacea canaliculata
Lineage: Eukaryota; Metazoa; Mollusca; Gastropoda; Architaenioglossa; Ampullariidae
Product: AP-5 complex subunit mu-1-like
Biological process (GO): endosomal transport
Cellular component (GO): AP-type membrane coat adaptor complex; late endosome; cytosol
Source: RefSeq, a predicted model, not a curated record
AGUAACCUCCCUUACGCAAUAGUACGAAGGGGUGUGCGAGGUGAUGUUGAUUGGAGCUGUUGAACAACAGAUCGGGAAUUUUAAUUAGAAGCAAAAAUCAUGAGUAUCCGACAUCUGUGGAUUAUUCAGCUACCAACUUCUCAGAAUAAGUCUGCGAAAGUUCUACUUAGCAGAAGAUAUCCUACUGUUGAAAAGAAGGCAAAGUUAUGUGGAGGUGACAAGUAUGUAAGGGUCCUGCCAGAUCCACAAAUGGCAAGGCUUCUGCUGCAGGAGGUCAGCUGUGGACCAUCUGAUAGGAAGUUUGUUGCAGAAAGGGAUAGCUGCAGGGAGUGUGUACAAAAACCUAUCUUCAAAUUGAGAACAGAUGAAGGGGAUCUCUGGCCAUUAAUUGUGUUACAACAGAGUGACUUUCUGCUGUGCUGUCUUUGUCUGGAUGAGAAAAGUAACAGAAAAGAGAGAGAACUAACAAGCAUACCUUCUGUGUCACUUGGAUUUUCUCUGUUGUGUGCUGUGGCUGAGAUGUUGAGGGUUCCAAGUCAAGAGGUGGCAACUCGUCUGAUGGAACUCCCAUUGUUUCUUAAUGAGGCAGCACCAUUUGGGUCUGUGAGAGACGGAUGUGCAGAGUCUGUACUGGCUAAAAUGACAAACAGACCAAUAACUCUUCCUAAGAAUGAGAAACAAGCAGCCUGGAAGCCAGGUGUUCACCGAGGAAAAAGUAGCAUUCACUUGAAUAUCACAGAGUACAUCCGAGCAUCACAGUGUGACCAGGAAGAGAUGAGAGACACAGUAGAGGUUUAUGGAUGUGUGACAUGUCGAGCAGAACUGGAGGGAGUGUCAUCAAACAUCAUUGUGAACUUAAGCCAUGCUGCCAGACAGGCAGCAGUUCCCCUUGACCAACUGACCGUCCACCCUUGUGUUUUGAGUGCUGACACUGCUAUUCUGUCAGCUCGUGACAUGUUGCCUCAGCCACGCCGAAUCAGGUUCUCGCCUCCUGCAGAAACGUUCACACUGUGUCACUAUUCAGCUCGGCGACUGCAAGAACUGCCAUUAUUUGGAUCCUACAACAUGAAGAUGGAAAAAGAUCGGCUACAAAUAUCUGUUCUGUUGAAGCUGAGCGAUCAGAUGCAGAAUUCUUUCGAGUACUGUGAACUACAGAUCCCUUUAUAUUCAAGCCCACCAAUUUCAAAUGUGGAAUCAGCACCUUCACAGGGUACAGUGGCUCUUUCACCAGACAGGAAGAUUUUAGCGUGGAACAUAGGGCAAAAGUUUCCAGCAAAAACGUUAUCUGUUUCCAUGACAGCAACAGUGAACCUAAUGGAAGGCAAGCCAUGUGUGACAGCUACCUCUGCAGAAGAUCAAUUUUGCGUGGGGCACAACUCAUACUGUCAGGUCUACUUCCAAGUGCUGGAUUUUACUCACACAGGCUGUAUGGUAGACUCACGGUCAGUACAAAUUUCACCAUCAACCAAGUUCAAGUUGACGACAGGGCGGGAGUACAAGUCAACAGACUACAAAAUCUGGAAUUCAUUUGGUGAAGCAUUGACAGUCAAAUGAGUGUAUAUACAAGGAUCAGUAAGUCUUGUUCCUUGUCAGUGCAUGAAGGGUGCAAGACCCAAAAUGCUUGAGAA